AUGGUGCCCCGGCAGGGCCGGCAGGGGGCGGUCACGGAGCCCAGGGCUCGUCUGCACGACAAAGGUAAGCAGCACGCUUCUGGCUACGUCCGAUGUCUGCGUUCUCUUGACGCUCAUGCCCUUGCCAUGCGGCAAGGGACAGACACGACAACGGCACCAUGCCAGCCUUGGCUCAGCAGCGACCAAGCAUCCCAGGAGAGACUAGCCUACUAUCGGUCCUACACGGAUAAACUGCUUGGCUUUAUCUCGCACAGCGACCCGGAGACGCUGACUCGCCUCAUCUCCGUCAUCCGCUCGGGCGCUUCGGACGCUCAGAUCCUCGACACCAUCGACCGGCUCUCCCCCCAGUCUGGUAGCCAGCGAAAUGGAGUGCCCAGGCGUUCCCAGUGA
Molecule: messenger RNA, 390 nt
Organism: Penicillium canariense
Lineage: Eukaryota; Fungi; Ascomycota; Eurotiomycetes; Eurotiales; Aspergillaceae
Exons: 2
Coding region: 1-390 (129 amino acids)
Source: RefSeq, a predicted model, not a curated record